Danaus chrysippus (African queen) is the source of this 861-nucleotide messenger RNA. Lineage: Eukaryota; Metazoa; Arthropoda; Insecta; Lepidoptera; Nymphalidae. The record is from the annotation of a GenBank genome assembly.
AUGCAGAACGAGUGGUUAGACAUAGGAGAUUUUUGCAUCCCAUUAGCAUUAAAAUGGCGCACUUUAAUUUAUGAUUGGUCGCCAGCAUUGCUAAAAUUCUAUCUCAAUGCGUUCCAGAUGACUCUCCCAGAUCAGAGUAAUUUAGUAAGAUGGGGUAAAAGUACCGAAAAAACUUGCUAUAUCUGUGGAAAGGCAGUUGGAACUGCUAAGCAUCUGCUGGUGGGAUGUAGAGUACUCCUGGACAACGGUCAAUACUCGCGCCGUCACGAUAGGGUUCUAGAAGUCAUACGUGAAGCGGUUAGUCUUUCGGUAGCCAGAGCGCAAAAGGAAAUAACCACAAACGAACGAUCAGUAGGUUUUGUGAGAGAAGGCACUAGGGCUACAAAAUCAAACGUCAAGCCUUACUCCAUCCUUAAAGCGGCGUCGGAUUGGACUAUUAUGAUGGACACGUAUGAAAAACAAUAUAAAAUCCCCGAGGAUAUUUGUGCGUCGGCCUCCAGACCGGAUAUAUUUUUGUUUUCGCGAAUUUUAAAGCGCGUAGUGAUGAUAGAGCUUACGGUCCCUUGGGAAACCAACAUCCCCAAAGACCAUACCAUCAAAGUCAACAAAUAUUACGAGCUCACAAACGAACUCACUCGAAAUAGGUUCGUAGUAGAUUUGUACGCGGUAGAGGUGGGAGCGAGAGGUAUAACAGCGAAAUCUCUCUACAACCUACUAAAGGACUUGGGCUUGUCCAGAACUCACAUUAAUGCAUUCUUGGAACGUAUAUCGAAGGCAGCCCUAGUAGGUUCUUUUCAAAUUUGGUUAGGUAGGGAGAGGAGCUUGGACAGUGGAGGUGAGCGUAUAACGCGCGUUGGGUAA